Molecule: messenger RNA, 519 nt
Organism: Knipowitschia caucasica
Lineage: Eukaryota; Metazoa; Chordata; Actinopteri; Gobiiformes; Gobiidae
Source: the annotation of a GenBank genome assembly
AUGGUAGUGGCAGUGCCCCUUCUGAACGUUAGAGAAAGCCAUGGUCUGCAUCUGAGUCCUCUGUCUCUCGUCCAUGGCCCCUCCCCUGCUUUCCCCUUCCCCUCGCACCUCUUGUCCAUGGCCCCUCCCCUGCUUUCCCCUUCCCCUCGCACCUCUUGUCCAUGGCCCCUCCCCUGCUUUCCCCUUCCCCUCGCACCUCUCGUCCAUGACCCCUCCCCUGCUUUCCCCUUCCCCUCGCACCUCUCGUCCAUGACCCCUCCCCUGCUUUCCCCUUCCCCUCGCACCUCUCGUCCAUGGCCCCUCCCCUGCUUUCCCCUUCCCCUCGCACCUCUCGUCCAUGACCCCUCCCCUGCUUUCCCCUUCCCCUCGCACCUCUUGUCCAUGGCUCCUCCCCUGCUUUCCCCUUCCCCUCGCACCUCUUGUCCAUGGCCCCUCCCCUGCUUUCCCCUUCCCCUCGCACCUCUUGUCCAUGGCCCCUCCCCUGCUUUCCAAUUCCCCUCGCACCAUUUUAGGCGGUAA